Messenger RNA from Geosmithia morbida, 1395 nucleotides. RefSeq names its product hercynylcysteine S-oxide lyase. The record is from RefSeq and is a predicted model, not a curated record. Bases 1 to 1395 code for a protein of 464 amino acids. The transcript is spliced from 2 exons. Lineage: Eukaryota; Fungi; Ascomycota; Sordariomycetes; Hypocreales; Bionectriaceae.
AUGGUCAUAGACGCUGGUAAACAGGAACUCACCUCGAUUCGAGACAACGGUGGACCUAAAGAACUGGGACAUGGAAUCAGGGCCGACUUUGCCUUUGAGCCCGGAUGGAGGAAUCUCAACCACGGAUCUUACGGAACGGUGCCGCACGCCAUCCAGGCCAGAAGACAUCACUACAUGAACAUGUACGAGGCGAAGCCAGACCACUUCAUCAGGGUGCGACUGCCUGAGCUGCUGGAUGAGUCGCGUGCGGCGGUGGCCGAGCUGGUCAACGCUCCAGUGUCGGAGGUGGUGUUUGUGAACAAUGCGACCGAGGGGGUCAACACGGUGCUGCGCAACCUGGAGUGGAACAGCGACGGCAAGGACACCAUCGUCCACUUCAGCACCGUGUACGACGCGUGCGCGCGCGCAGAGGACUUCGUGUCGGACUACUCUGGCAGAGUAGGCGUUCGGGAGAUCCAGCUCGACUACCCACUCGAGGACGGGGAGAUCAUCACGUUGUUCCGGGACGAGGUGCGCAGGUUGCAGGAAGAGGACCACAGGAGGGCGCGGGUGGCGCUGUUCGACGUGGUCUCCUCUAAUCCGGGCGUGCGGUUCCCCUGGGUGCAGAUGGUGGCGGCGUGUCGCGAGCUGGGUGUGACGUCGCUCGUCGACGGUGCGCAUGGUGUGGGCAUGGUGCCGCUGGACCUCUCGGCUGCGGACCCGGACUUCUUCGUGUCAAACUGCCACAAGUGGCUGCACACGCCGCGCGGGUGCGCCCUCUUCUACGUGCCGCUGCGCAACCAGCACCUGCUGCCCAGCACGCUGGCCACGGCCCGCGGGUACGCGCCCCGCCGGGACAACGGCGGCAGGCGCACGCAGCCGCUUCUGAUUCCGCACGACGGCAAGAGCCACUUCGAGCGCAACUUCGAGUGGGUCGGCACCCGAGACGACUCGCCCUACCUGUCCGUCAGGGACGCCAUCGCCUGGCGGAAGCACGUCCUCGGCGGCGAGGACAGGAUCAUGGCCUACAUGACCGACCUGAGCAGGAGGGGCAUCAGGGUCGUCGCCGACGCCCUCGGAACGGACUACCUCGAUAAUAAGGCCGGCACGAUGACCGACUGCGCCAUGGCCAAUGUGGCCCUGCCCAUAUGGGUAGGCGAGAAGGGGAGGGUCAGGGCCGGGCCGGGGGAUAUCGUCGUAUCCGAGGAGGACGCGCCCGUUGCCUUUCACUGGAUCAACGACACCAUGUUUGACGAGUUCCACACGUUCAUGGCUGUGAGUGUCAGGUGGGAUCGCUUCUGGGUCAGGCUGAGCGCCCAGGUGUACCUCGAGUUGGAGGACUAUGAGUGGGCUGGCGGGGUGUUGAAGGAAUUGUGUAGGCGUGUUGGGGAAGGGGAGUUUAAAAAAAUUGAUUAG